Exophiala mesophila is the source of this 2291-nucleotide messenger RNA. RefSeq lists its product as uncharacterized. NCBI's taxonomy places the organism in Eukaryota, Fungi, Ascomycota, Eurotiomycetes, Chaetothyriales, Herpotrichiellaceae. The transcript has a single exon. The coding region runs from base 554 to 1915 and encodes 453 amino acids. The record is from RefSeq and is a predicted model, not a curated record.
GCUGGAUCAAAUCGUCUUGUCAUGCAGACCGUAAAGCCACUCCGGACUGCGAAGCUGAACGACUCCAUAUGGAAGGAUGUCUCGGAAGAUCUUUUUCGUGAAACUGUCAUCCGCCUUUCUCGAGCCACGAGCGGCGUCCCGGUCGACCCCAAACAUUGGUGGUCAAGCUCGAGAGAUAGACAAUGUCUUCCUUCUUCGACGGAACUUCGCUUGCUCUCUUUUGAAGCCGAAGAAAGACUUGCUACUGACUUUGCAUUCAUUUCAGCCGCUCAAGAAGGGGUAGAAAGCGUGAGUGCCGUAUGUGUUGAAGAGCUUUCUGAGCCUCGAGGCCUUGUCUUUCGUUUUGCAGCAAAUAACGGAGUACGUGAUGAGAUCAGAAAUGGGCUGGAACAAAUUUGCGAUUGCCUGAUGUCUUGUGCAUCGAAUAGUAGGUAUACUAUGAGCUUCGCUGUUACAUUUGUCUCACUUCUCGAAAGAGAUCUCGCUGGCGGACUGCAUCUCAACAACCAGAGCAUUAAUACUCACACUUUUACAUGAGCGUAUCCUCUCGCGGAUGCGGCUGUUCCUUGGAUAUCAACCUUCUCACUGUCGUGGUGCCGUAUCUCCCAGUGCAAGACUCGAUAAAACUCUUGCCCAGAUGCGAGCCAGAGCGUCGACGGCUGUCGCCAAAAAUUUUGUCAAUCGCAUAUCCAAGCUGAAAGGAAGAUUCGAAAAUAGCUUGGGCUUUGUCGGCCCUGAAUCCGCCCGGGCCCUCGAGGAGUGUGUUAGCGAAUGCUUCUCUAUCACCACUUCCAAUGGCCGCGUGUCUUUUCGAACUACAUUGCAAAACGCCGGAUUAAACUCUCAUGAGUGGUUCAAUGAUAAGUUCAUCAUGCAAAUCGACAAGCUCGGAGCAUACUACAGAAUUCCUGAGACUCUGUCAAGAGAAUCCCGUAGAAAGGGGAUAAGGUCACUUUUCUCGAAUAUCAAGCUUGAGUACCUUGACCCAUACGAACCUAGACAGAGCUCCAUAUCACUCACUGGUAAGAAAAUUUACUGCUACGUACAUGCAGAAGUGCAAAUGGUCGUACAUUACAUGAUCACAAGGAGCACGCAACCGCCACGAUUCAUCGGCACGAGCAAAGCUACAUGUUUUCUUUGCCACCUCUUCAUUAACGAGCAAAAGCUUUUCAGCGUAUCAGCAUGGCAUGGCCGUCUAUAUGACCAGUGGACUAUCCCAGAUCUCGCGGAGUACAAUUCCGUCAAUAUCGCUGCGUUAAGGGCCAUCAUACGAGGAGUGCAACAUGAAUGUGUUGAACUUAUAUCCCAGGAGCACCUUUGGCGACCUUACCCUCUCACGAGCAGGCAUCAUCUCCCGGAGCUUCCGGUCUACUCACCCGCAUCAACCAUUACGAAGCUCGAUCCUCCACAAAGUACGAGCAGGAGUAUUCUACCUGCUCCGUCACGAGUUUCACCAGGUGGUGUAGAGUCAGUAUUCAACCAGUCGCCAUCAGCUUCGGAUGCUCCUGCAACUCCCACACAACCGAAGCAUGACCUCGAAUCAAAAGCUGUGCCCGAAUGUGACAACACGACAGCUCCGGUAUCUCAAAUCAAUAGCCUCAGCAAUUUGCGCCAGAGGAAUGACUCAAUUCUGUCAACUCCUUUCCCCAGGAGCUUCAACCUUCAUCCCGGCAAACCUCUGUAUAUUGAGUAUUCGAAUUUCAGGAUAUUAGUGGAGAUACAGUCACCUUGUGAGGGAAUACUCACCCUCAAGGAAGACAGUGAAAUGGAUGCUGGAAGUCAGGAGAUAAAUCUGGAACACCUCAAAGAAAGAUGUGAAACCAGCUUCGAGAAACGAGAUUCUGACUCCUCCGUCGUGCUCCGUUUCCGGAAAGGCAUUGAUGUCGUGUGUUGUGUGGCCCUGGAAUGGAUUUGACAUAGGCAAGAGAAUGUCUCAGAAGUGCAACGGCCCUGAUUGAUACUGCAUUGAUGGCUAUCGCCGAGAUACAGAGGAUCAUGACAACCUUGCUUCCUGGCUUCCCUCUUAUCCCUCCAUUGCCGAUAUCAUCGCGAGAUAUUGUACCGAAUCUGAGAAUGGUGGGGAACAACCUCGAUGGCGACGAUUGCCGGCCAUACGACAUUCUACUACGAUCUGGUGCUGCUGUAUAUUGAAUAUAGAACAAGACGAGACGAGGGGCGUGGUGCUAUUUGAACCCGUGUAAGAGCGCUGGUUAGAUCGAUAGGACUAGGCGUGUAAUACUCAGAGAUGGCAGCUAGCCGUCUACUAAUAUAGAGACUUCUAACACCGAUAA